AUGCUGAUCCACUACGUGACGUAUGAAGGCAUUACAUUCCUCCCAGCCUACAGCUACGAGCACAACUUGAGUUUCAGCCACAAUGAGUUCCUGGUGCGGGACGACGACAUCUUCAAUGUCACCUAUCCCAAGUCUCGCACCGUUUGGAUGACUGAGAUGCUGAGCCUCAUCCACACCCAUGGCCACCUCAGCUGGAACCAAACUGUCCUCAAUUCUGAUUGCGUGCCCUGGUUCCCAACCUAUCUGGGUUUGGAGGCAGCUCUCAGCUACUCCCCACCUUGCCUGCUGACCUGCUACCUCCCCAGGCACAUCUUCCCCAAGUCUUUCUCCCAGUCCAGCGCCAAGGUUAUUUACACCCUACGGGACCCUUGAGAUGUUGUCGUCUCCUACUACUAUUUCUCCAAGAUGUGCAACAGCUAUGAGGAUCCCACGUCCUUUGAGCGGUUCCUGAGGGUCUUUCUGGAUGGGGAGUUGCCCCAUGGCUCCUGGUUUGAACAUGUCUGAGACUGGAUGGAAAUGAAGGACAUGGAGAACUUUUUCUUCAUCACCUAUGAAGAGCUGAAACAGGACCUUCCUGGCAGCAUAAGAUGUCUCUGUCGGUUCCUGGGGCAGGAUCUGGAUGAAGAGGCCAUCUCCUCUGUGGUUCAAAAUGCCUCCUUCACAGUCAUGCAGGAGAACCCAAUGUGCAGCUCUGUCCUGCUCCCUGCAGACAUCAUGGAUCAGACAAAGGGCCAGUUCCUGAGGAAGGGCAUCUGCGGGGACUGGAAGUACCAUUUCACAGUGGCACAGAGUGAGAACUUCGACAUGAUCUACAAGGCCAGGAUGGAGGGUCUGAACAUGGCCUUUCCUUGGGACAGGUGUUAG
Molecule: messenger RNA, 864 nt
Organism: Mesitornis unicolor (brown roatelo)
Lineage: Eukaryota; Metazoa; Chordata; Aves; Mesitornithiformes; Mesitornithidae
Product: sulfotransferase family cytosolic 2B member 1-like
Exons: 6
Biological process (GO): sulfation
Cellular component (GO): cytoplasm
Molecular function (GO): sulfotransferase activity
Source: RefSeq, a predicted model, not a curated record